AUGUUCAGGUGGAUCGCAUGUCCUUUUCAUCGACCAUUACAUUAUCGGCGAUCGAUUAUAUUUCCAAUCAUUACAUUUAUGAUAACAACUGGUCUUCUCUAUGGACUUGUUGAACAUUACACAUAUGCAACUCAUCCUGUAGAUCCAGACUUUCAUUCUAAUUAUUCGUCUUCACAUUUUAAUUGCCAAUUAAGAAAUGAAACAGUACGCGCAAUUGAUUUAGCAUCGAGUGAUUACUGUAAAAAUCUAUUACAAGAUACUUCAUGUAAAAUUAAUUCUAUUACAAAUUUCUUUCCAAAAUCAUUACCACGCUUGUGUCCCAUUCAAAAAGGUCAUUUCGGCGAUGUCGUUGGUUGUCUAUCAACGGAUGCCAAUCCAGCAUAUCAUGGAAAUAACUCGGAAAUAUUUGAUAUCGAUAUUAUAUGUAUUGAUCAUUGUUUAAAACUUAGUCUUUCUUUUGCUGGAUAUAAUGCAUUGACUGGCCACUGUUUUUGUUUAUCAACAUUCAAUGAUCAACAUCGUUUAAUAGAUUCAAAUCACAAAUGCGCAGAAGUAGUUGAAAAUAAUUAUAAAUUAAAAGUAAAUUCAAGUACAAUUUAUCGAACCGGUUAUACAGAAUUCGGCAAUCAUCUUGGCAAACGUCGUCUCGGUCAAAACAAUACUCAAAUAGCUAUUGUCUUUUUUCUAACUGUUGGCGGUCGAAAAAAUCUUCGACAAAUAAAACGAUUAUUACGAGCUAUUUAUUCAAAGCAACAUUAUUAUUUGAUACAUGUUGAUAACCGUGAAGAUUACUUAUAUGAAGAAUUGCUUCAAGUAUCAAAACGAAUUUCAAAUAUUCAUUUAACGAACAAACGUUAUCCAACAACAUGGGGUGCUUCGACAUUAUUAACUGCACAUUUAGAAGCAUUUAAACAAAUAUUUGAUGAGUUAAAAUGGAAUUUUUCUUUUGUACUCAAUUUAAGUGAAAGCGAUUUUCCACUAAAGCCUAUUCAAGUUUUGACUAAUUUUCUAUCAAUGUAUACAUCAUAUAAUUUUCUUCGUUCGCAUGGUCGAGAACCGUAUAAAUUUAUUCGAUCUCAAGGACUUUUUCAUACAUUUAUCCAUUGCGAUGAUUACAUGUUUCGCAUCGGGCCGAGGCCGUUAAUUCAAAAUAUUAUCUAUGAUGGUGGAUCUGAUUGGUACGUAUUGAAUCGUGAUUUUGUACAUUAUGUGACCUAUGGCAAUGAUGAACUUGUAAAUGGUCUUCGACAUAUAUUCAAUUAUUCAUUGUUACCUUGCGAGAGUUUCUUUCAUACUGUAUUAAGCAAUAGUGAACAUUGCGAUACAUAUAUUCGAAAUAACUUACGUCUUGUACAUUGGAAUCGAGAACGUGGAUGUAAAUGUCAACAUAAAAAAAUGGUUGAUUGGUGUGGUUGUUCGCCAAUUAUUUAUAGAAACAAUGAUAAAACAUUAUUGAAUGAAACAAUUGAUAAACCAUAUUUUUUCGCUCGAAAAUUUGAUCCAACAAUUGACGAAGCAAUUCUCGAUUGGCUUGAUACGAAAAUCUCAAGACGAAAUUUAUCCAAUGGUGCUUUUUAUUUACAAAAUAUUUAUCAUUCGAAUUAUGAAGCCGAUAGUUUAAAUAAUGUUUUAAAAUUAAUCGAUACAUUUGCACGUACAAUACUUACUGAUUAUCAGCAACAUCGACGUAAUUGCUUUCUUGACGAUAGUAUUUAUUUAGAACAAAUUCAUUCUAUAUUCGAGUCGAGCCUAUUUCAAGGCUAUUCAUUACAAUAUAAAUUUAAUGAUGGAGAACAAUUUGAAUUAUUAAUGAAAUUAAAUUCAUUGACUACGAUACGCUCGGAGCAAGUUAAAAGAUUUGAAGUCGGUUUAGAAUUAGACGUAAAAGAAAUUGUUUUUCUUGAUCGUAGUAAAACAUUUAUUGAACCAAAAUUAGUCAAAGUUCUUAUCGAAUGGGAAUCUAUGAAUGAUAAUGAUACAUGUUUAGUCAUCAGUAGUCCUAGUGGUAUUGUCCUUCAACGAGUAAACCUUCUUCCAUCUGUUGAACCUCUUAUUAUUGAUAUAUUUUUUCCGGUGGUAUCCUCGACAAAUAUGGUUGGUAUAUGGGGAAUGUCGAUAGUUAAAGAAAAUUAUGAAGCUAGUUUAGCGUCAUUGAAUUUUCUGGUUUUACUAUCUAAUGAAGAACCAUCAUUGAAUGAUCAAUAUUUGCGGAUAACAAAGAGAUUUUGGUCGAUAUCAAAUAUGUGUACAACGAAAGUAAAUUCUUCUUUGUGUCAUGAUCUAUCAAAUCGAACAAAAAUAACGGCUAUUAACAAUUGUUUUGAGCAACGAUGGAGUUAUUUCUUUUAUGACAUUAAGUCAGAUUGGUGA
This is a messenger RNA of Rotaria socialis, 2370 nucleotides long. Lineage: Eukaryota; Metazoa; Rotifera; Eurotatoria; Philodinida; Philodinidae. The record is from the annotation of a GenBank genome assembly.